CUUCCUUCCUUCCUUCCUUCCUCUGCUGUCAUUUCUCCCUGCAAAUUCGAGUGCACUGUCAAUUCCUCUUUCUCCCCGUUUAUACCCGGAUAUUAGGGUCACAAUAGGAUCUUUCAAAAUGCCCAUCAAGAAAGAGACCAAGGAAAAACAGGUCAAGGGUGAUGAAGGUGCGCCUUCCUCAGACCUUGUCAUGGGUGUUGCUUCCUUUACUAAUCUUGCGCAAUCUACUAUAGCCGAAGAAAUGGUCCUUAGCUACAUGAAAGAGAUGAACCGACCAUACGCAUCAGCCGAUGUUAUUGCCAAUUUGAAAAAUAAGGUACCCAAGACUACCGCUGUCAAGGUACUAGCUACCCUCGCAGAGAAGGGCCUGUUAACAGUUAAAGCUUAUGGAAAACAGCUUCUAUAUCUCUACAAUCAGUCCUUGUUGAGCGUUCUGGACAAAGAAGAACUAUCGUCAUUAGACGGGCAAAUCAAGAGCGUGCAAUCAGAGCUUGAAGAGAGAAAGAAAUCAUUACGACAUCUUCAAUAUGAGCUCGCUUCCAAAACGGCAUUACCAAAGACCGUCGAGCUGGAAAAGGAGAUUGGACGGCUCAAAUCCGAGAAUGCAAUCACCCUCAGCGCAUUGAUUCCAUUCCAUGGCGCUUCAGAGGGCCAGUCGACCUUCACGCCCAUAUCCACUGAAGAGACCCAGAGGAUCGACAAAGAUUUUAUGAGGUGGCGAAAAGAAUGGGUUGACCGUCGCAAGGUUUACAAAGACUUUAUUAGCCAGUUAGUAGAAUUUGGCCAGGUAUCCAAUAUUCCCGAAUUUGAAGAAGAACUGGGUGUCAACACCGAUGACUAUAUAGCUACGGAAGUCGAGCAAGGCGAGUUUUGUAAACCAUCUAUGGUCGUUCGGGCAAGGCCCAAAACCUCUUGUGGUAAAGCUCCCAAUUUGAGGCUGAAGCGGAUGCCGAGCUUAGCUGGUGCUGUCGAUGAGGAUGGCAAAAAGAAAAAGGCGAAGAAAGUUUAGUCGUCAUGGGAGUUUCGUUAAGAAGUCAUUCAGCAGAGCUGUAGUAUUAUUAGAGCGGCCAAUCAAGUCGUCUAACUUUGAUGUUGUAAUAGUACGAGUAGAGUUUCAUCAUGUGCGUUUGGGUGUUUAUAGAGUUUCUCUGAUGAGCUGUGCAAUAAUGAUGUCAUGCU
Cryptococcus deneoformans JEC21 is the source of this 1179-nucleotide messenger RNA. RefSeq lists its product as hypothetical. The transcript has 9 exons. Gene Ontology annotation, molecular function: double-stranded DNA binding; recombinase activator activity. Lineage: Eukaryota; Fungi; Basidiomycota; Tremellomycetes; Tremellales; Cryptococcaceae. Gene Ontology annotation, cellular component: DNA recombinase auxiliary factor complex; condensed nuclear chromosome. Gene Ontology annotation, biological process: meiotic joint molecule formation; meiotic strand invasion involved in reciprocal meiotic recombination; homologous chromosome pairing at meiosis. The record is from RefSeq and is a predicted model, not a curated record. Bases 119 to 1009 code for a protein of 296 amino acids.